GAGCAGAGGCUUGGGCGCGCUCCCAGGCGCAUUCCAAGCUCCGCAGCCCCUCCUCUCUCGCCUCCGCCACAGGCUGGCGCCUCCCCGCAUCGUCGGGACAGUCUCGUGCAGGCGGCUGCGGACGAUAGUGGCCUUGGGAGCUGCAAGGGACUCGUGCACCGUGGGGACUCAGGGCCGGCCAGGGAACAGCGAUCUACCUGCCUUCCCCACCAGCCAGGUUGUGCGGGGCAAGAUGGGGCCAGGCUCUCAGCGCACGCUCGUCCUUCUUUUGCUGCUCCUCGCCAGCCCUGGAGCGCGGGCUUUCCAGAGCUGUCUCAACAAACAGCAGCUCCUCACGACCGUCCGCCAGUUGCAGCAGCUGCUGAAGGGCCAGGAGACCCGCUUCACCGAGGGCAUCCGAAACAUGAAGAGCCGGCUGACGGCACUGCAGAACACUGUUAGCAAAAUGACCCCGGAUGCACCUCCAGUUUCCUGCCCAGCUCUGGAUGCCCCUCCUAAUGGCAAGAAGUUUGGGAGCAAGUACUUAGUGGACCACGAAGUCCAUUUUACCUGCAACCCUGGGUUCCAGCUGGUUGGGCCCAGCAGCGUGGUAUGCCUUGCUAACGGUACCUGGACUGGAGAACAGCCCCGCUGUAGAGAUACCAGUGAAUGCUCCAGCCAGCCUUGUCACAAUGGUGGGACGUGUGUGGAAGGUGUCCACCACUACAGAUGCAUCUGCCCUCCAGGAAAAACUGGGAACCGCUGUCAACAUCAGACGCAGGCUGCGGCCCCGGGGGGUGUGGCCGGCGACUCCGCCUACAGCCGUGCGCCACGCUGCGCGCAGGUGGAGCGAGAACAGCACUGCAGCUGCGAGGCCGGAUUCCACCUGAGCGGCACCGCGGGUGGCCACAGCGUCUGCCAGGAUGUGAAUGAGUGUGAGAUCUAUGGGCAGGAAGGACGGCCCCGGCUCUGCAUGCAUGCCUGUGUGAACACCCCUGGCUCCUACCGAUGUACCUGCCCGAGUGGAUACCGGAUCCUGGCUGAUGGGAAGAGCUGUGAGGAACUGCACCGGGCUGAAAAGAGAGACCAUGGCUUCCCAGGCCUCCAUUUGCCAAGUUCUACUAAAUGCCAGAGUCCUGCAAACAAGAGCAAGAGGGCCUGGGAGCCAAAAGACGUUGAUGAGUGUGCAGGCCCACAGCACAUGUGCCCCCGGGGAACCACAUGUAUCAACACUGGAGGGGGCUUCCAGUGUGUCAACCCUGAGUGUCCUGAGGGCAGCGGCAAUAUAAGCUACGUGAAGACAUCUCCCUUCCAGUGCGAGAGAAACCCUUGUCCCAUGGACAGCAGGCCAUGUCGCCACCUGCCCAAGACCAUCUCCUUCCAUUACCUCUCUCUCCCUUCCAACUUGAAGACACCCAUCACGCUCUUCCGCAUGGCCACAGCCUCAGUUCCUGGCCAUCCUGGACCCAACAGCCUGCGCUUUGGGAUCGUGGGUGGGAACAGCCGUGGCCACUUUGUAAUGCAGCGCUCAGACCGGCAGACAGGAGAGCUCAUUCUUAUACAGACCCUGGAGGGGCCUCAGACUCUGGAGGUAGAGGUUGACAUGUCGGAAUACCUGGAACGCUCCUUCCAGGCCAGCCAUGUGUCCAAGGUCACCAUCUUUGUGUCUCGAUAUGACUUCUGAGGAUGCCAUGGGAAUCGGGAGGCUGGGGUUUGAGAUCUGGGCUGAUUUCUCUUCCCCAAGGUCACACUGUGGGCAAGAGCUGUGAUGGUCAUGUCUUCUCUUUAUCAUAUUCCUACCUUCUCUACUUGUUCUCUCAGGCUUCUAGAACAAUGCUAUGUUCUGACCCAGGGGCUGGCACAGGAGAGAAGCCACAAACAAAUGCUGUUUCCACAAUCACACUACUUUUAUUUUUUUCUGCUUUAAGGCCCACCCCUACGCUGUUAGGAGACAGCACAGAAUUUCAAAAUGCUAUGUGAAUGACCAUGUGAGUUUGAACCAGCUGGGGGAGAAGCUCAUGGUGUGUGUGCUUGAGACAAUAGCCAACAGUUCUGCAUUGAGGUCACCAAGCUUUUUGUGGCUAAGCAUGUUCUAACUCUGUGGGUGGUCUAAUGCCCCUGUGAGCUACCUACAUGAUACUUUACCCUGCGGCAUUCCAGCCAACCUUCUCAUCAGCAAGUUAUAGAGGAGACUAGCAACCCCGAGUGGAUCCUUCUAGACCAAGGAGUCAACAUUAAAUCAUGGAUUUUGUCAGUUUCUUCACUUGAGAAAACACGUGUCUCAAAAACAUGACCUGAUUUUAUGUCUGUGGAAAUAGAAUCUGUUUCUAUUCCCUGCCCAUCUGACUUCUCCCUGAGUGUGAGAACACCUUCUAGGAAGGGAUAGUCCUCUUUCUGUCCAGGUUGGACAUGGAGGAUAGAGAGAGUAAGAGAGGUAAUGUGUGAGAUUGCUCCAAUAGUUUUAAUAUGGGUUGGUCACGUGGGAGACUGAUAAGGAUGCCAUCUGCCCAUGGAGUGUUAAGGAGAAUACUUACACUGUCUUUCAUCCCAUGAAAAACCAAGUUGGAAAAACCAAGAGUUGCUGUCUUCCACAUGAAUGAAUCAGGAAAACACUGUUGAGCACUGAGAACUGGGUGGGACCAUUCCAGUUAAAACUUAAAAGCUAGAUGGGCUGAGAGAAGUUUUGAUGUCCAAAUACAUGCUAAUCUACUGGAACAUUGCUUCAUAUACAUCUUAUCCUAAAACUUAUUUCUAGAAGAUGGGACAGGGAGACUGAGAUUGAGGGCAGUAUGGAUGACAUAGUAAGACUAUGUUUCGAACAAAACAAGACAAGAGGCUAGAGUUCAGUAGGAAGAGUUACUGUCAAGCAUGCAAAAGGCCCCAACUUCAUUUUCUUGAACUGCAUAAAGCUGAGUGCAGCUGUCCAUAUCUCGGCUACAUAGCCAGUCUGAGAGUUUGUACCUGGCCUCUUUGGCUUCUGCUGCAGUUUCUAGCAACAACAAGGGCCUAAAGAUCUGCUUUUCCAGUUUGUUACAUGACUCAUUAAAACAAUAUUCUAGAAAGCUUGUGUUUCUAGAUCAGAAGUUCUCAACCUGUUGGCCAAGACCCCUUUGUGGGGGUUGAAUGACUCUUUCAUCAGGAUCAUCUAAGACCUUCGAGAAACACAGAUAUGAUUCAUAGCAGUAGCAAAAUUACAGUCAUGAAGUAGCCAUGAAAAUAAUGUUAUGGUUGGGGGUUGGGGGUGGUCACCAUAACAUGAAGAACUGUAUUAAAGGCUCGCAGCAUUGGGAAGGUUGAGGAACACUGUUCUAGAUGGUAAUAUGGUAUAUGAUAUUGACACUGGUGUCAAACAGGCCCUAUGGUAAGUAGUAUUUUCUUCACCUAGAUCAGUCAACAUCAAAGCUGCCUCCCACUUAGCAAAUCACUCAGCUUUAGUCCCUGUGGUACCAAAGUAUGAGUGCAUGAUUGCUUCAGACUCUGUUGUGUGGUCUAUACUUAGAACCUUCUUCCUGGUCUCUCUUCUGUGUUAGUAGACUUUCUGUGACUAUAGCAACACAGCUAUGACCAUCCACUCAUGAGGAGAAAGGGUUUAUUUUAAUUCUCACAGUCAACAGCCCAUGAUCCGCUGGUUCUCUUGUUUUGGGGCCAUGCUGAGGUGAUUGGCAGGAAGCACAGCAAAGCCUGUUUAACCUCGUGACUGGGAGUAAAGAGCCCAGAAGACCUUGUCUCAUAACUAGCUUCAAGGACACACCCUCAAAGUCCAAAGAUCUCCCACUAGGCCCCACUACUCCCUGGUGCUUCCAAAUACACGGGCUUUGGCUUUGGGGGAGACAUUUUGGAUCCAAACCACAGCAGUGCUGUUUGCCUUCCCCUGUAGACAGCUACUGCUGGAUCUUCUUAAGGCUGAAGUCUAUGUUAAGUCAAUGUGACAAGUUGUCAACAUGUAUUAGUUUACAUGUCUUUCUGGCAAUAUGGAUCCAAGUACUGCAAAUGCACAAACUGGAGUAGCAUAAGGAACCCCUUGUGCCAGCAUCAGCCCCAACCAUCAACACCUGCCAAUCACUUACUCCCACUCCACCACAUGAGGACUUUGAAGGAGGUCCUAGACAUGAUAUCAUUCCAUCUGUAUUUCAUCAUGUGUUUCUAAAGUACUUCUCUAAAGCAUGACCUAAACAUUAUCUGCAGUCAACAUCAUCUACAACUGUACCAGCAGGGCCUGCAGGAUGGCUCAGCAGGUGAGUGAUAGUUGCCGAGACAACCUGACUUCAUUCUCCAGGAGCUCCAUGGUUGAAGAAAGAGAAUCAACAUCCCUAAGUUGUCCUCUGACCCCCACAUAUGUGCUGUGGCAUACUCUCAUCUGUGUAUAUACACAUAUGAAUAAAUAAAUAAACAAGUAAAUAAUAUGAUUAAAAAAA
Messenger RNA from Rattus norvegicus (Norway rat), 4394 nucleotides. The record is from RefSeq and is a predicted model, not a curated record. NCBI's taxonomy places the organism in Eukaryota, Metazoa, Chordata, Mammalia, Rodentia, Muridae.